Podarcis muralis (Common wall lizard) is the source of this 2002-nucleotide messenger RNA. It is a transcript of the gene HAPLN4, whose product is annotated as hyaluronan and proteoglycan link protein 4. Gene Ontology annotation, biological process: positive regulation of neuroblast proliferation; central nervous system development; cell adhesion. The record is from RefSeq and is a predicted model, not a curated record. NCBI's taxonomy places the organism in Eukaryota, Metazoa, Chordata, Lepidosauria, Squamata, Lacertidae. Gene Ontology annotation, molecular function: hyaluronic acid binding. Gene Ontology annotation, cellular component: synapse; perineuronal net.
AGAAAUUACUUAAUUUUUUAAAAAGGUAAGGGAACUCAGUUCCCCGAGUUCCUACUCAAAAAACCCCCACCUAGUUAUGAUUGUUUCCUCUGUUUUACAUUAUAAAAUAAUUUUAAAAAUACCAAAAAAAGAGGAAGCAGCAGAAAAAGAACACACCGGGAAAAUCCCCAAAAUUGGCACUGGUGUGCUGUGCUGUGGCGUCUACGCUUGUGUACUUGGCUGGAGUUCCUCAGCUUUGAGGCUGCUUUGGAGAAAAGCACCCCAUAGUUUUGCAGGUUCUCCUUUAAAACAUUUUCCCCCCUCUCUCCUCGCUCCCCACCCCACUUUUAUCCCAAACCCUCCUUUCUUCUGCCCUCAUUGCAGGCUGUCCCCUAAUGCAGUUCUCCUUCUGCAAAACUUCUCUCCCUCUCUCUCCCUCCUUCUUUCCCUCUCUCCUCCUCUCUCUCCUUUUCUCCCCCAUAGAAGUCUGCUGACUAAGAUUUGACAAAACCGAGGAGCCUGCAAUCCCGUCAGCAUUAUGCUGAUGAACUGGGGUUGGGAAAUAGAGGACAAGGAAGGAGGUUGAAAGGUGGGGGGAAACUCGAGGCACUCGGGGUGGGUGGGGCGGGAAUCCUCUUUCUCUCUCAGCGCCCCCCCCCCUCUCCUGCAUCAUCUCCAUCUCAACUUCGGCUGAGCUUCUGAGAUUUCUCUCUUUUUGCCCUGGGACGUCCCUCUUCUCAAGGAGAAACAAUGCUCCCUUCGAGGGCUGUGACCGGCACCUGCCUCCACCUUGCCGUCUUGAUCCUCUGCUUCCGGCUCGCGGCUCCUCAGAAAGGACGGAAGAAAGUCGUGCAUGUCUCAGAGGAUGACAGUGGUGCCGUCGUGGUGCAGACGGCGCCGGGGAAAGUGGUCACCCACCGGGGUGGCACCAUCAUCCUGCCCUGCCGCUUCCAUUACGAUGUCUCGGCCCACGACCCUGACGAGAUCCGCCUGAAGUGGACCAAACUGGUGGAGCCCAUGUCCUUUGAGGACGUCUUUGUGGCGAUGGGCGUGGAGCGCAGGGCUUUUGGGAGCUACAGGGGCCGCACAGCACUGCAGGAGGACGGCUCUGGGGACGCCUCCCUCAUCAUCCGGAACGUGACUCUCCAGGACUACGGGCGCUACGAAUGCGAGGUGACCAAUGAGCUGGAGGACGAUGCAGGGAUGGUGAACCUGGACUUGGAAGGGGUGAUCUUCCCUUACCACCCCCGCCUGGGGCGCUACAGCCUGAACUUCCAUGACGCCCAGCAGGCCUGCCUGGAGCAAGACGGGAUCCUGGCUUCCUACGACCAGCUCCACGAAGCCUGGCUGGAGGGCAUGGACUGGUGCAACGCCGGCUGGCUGCAGGACGGCUCGGUGCAGUACCCCAUCUCCAAGCCGCGGGACGAGUGCGGACGGAAGGAGACCCCCGUCGGGGUGCGCAACUACGGCUACCGCCACAAGGACGACGAGCGCUACGACGCCUUCUGCUUCACUUCGAAUCUGAACGGCAAAGUCUACUUCCUCAAGACCUACCGCAAGCUAAGCUUCCCAGAAGCUGUCCAGGCGUGCAAGAAGAACGGAGGCGCCGUGGCCAAAGUCGGCCAGCUCUACGCUGCCUGGAAGAUCCAGCUCUUGGACAAGUGUGAGGCCGGCUGGGUGGGCGACGGCAGCAUCCGCUACCCCAUCGUCAACCCCAGAAGCCGCUGCGGGGGCCGCGAGCCUGGCGUCCGCAACCUGGGCUUCCCCAACAAGAAAUACAAGCUCUUUGGCGUCUAUUGCUACAGAAGCACUACCAGUGGAGGGUCCAAGGCGGCCGCCAAGGAGGGAGCAGGCAAGUGGAAACCUUUGCAGGUGUAAACCAGGUCGGCUUUGAACGGACACGAAUCCUUGCAUCUCCCUCCAUCUUCCAGCCUCGAGGGACUGGGAGGGUUUUUCCUUGACCUUCCUCUGGAGAAGGAAACAAGUCCGCUGUGAAACAUGCAUUUGCUGGCCGAAGAGUCCC